CAAUGCGCGGCUAUCACAAUAGUUACGGUCAGGGGCUUGCUUGAGUCACAUGAUCAGAGAUGGCUGCGGAGAUCCGUUCCCGGUCUCCGCGCGGCCCCGUUCUCCUCACUAAGAUCCCCGGGCACAGGGAACAGGUGGCUGCGGCGAGUUUGAUUCCGCGGGAGGACGGCGUUAUCACUGCCAGCGAGGACAGGACUGUUCGAGUAUGGCUGAAGAGAGACAGUGGGCAGUAUUGGCCAAGCAUCUAUCACACAAUGUCAUCUCCCUGCACUGCUCUGCGCUACCAUCAUGAGAGCAGGAAGCUUUUUGUGGGCCAAGAUACUGGUGCUGUAGUGGAGUUUAAUGUCUCGGAAGACUUCAACAAAAUGAAUUUUAUAAAGACAUACCCAGCGCACCAGAAUCGGGUGACUGAAAUCAUCUACUCUCCGGGGACCCAGUGGGUGAUCAGCACAGGGCAUGAUAAAUUCCUCACAUGGAUGUGCUCUCAGAGUGGGUCACAAAUGGGCAGGCAUGGGUUUGCAUCGUGGGCUUCCUGUCUGCAGUAUGACGAAGAUACAAGAUAUGCCUUUGUGGGAGAUUUCUCUGGCCAGAUCACUCUGCUCAAAUUGGAUCAAAACAGCUGUUCUGUGAUAUCAACACUUAAGGGUCACGAAGGAAGCAUUUCUUGUAUGUACUGGGAUCCAGUCCAGCGGUACCUAUUUUCCGGAUCCUCGGAUCACAGCAUUAUCCUGUGGGACAUCGGAGGGCGUCAAGGACGGACGCUGGUCCUCCAAGGACACCAUGACAAAGUACAGGGAGUAACUUACGUGCAGCUGACACGGCAGCUGGUCUCCUGCUCGGCUGAUGGCGGCAUCUGUGUCUGGAACAUGGAUAUUGAUAGAGAAGAGGCACCUCAGUGGCUAGAGAGUGACUCCUGCCAGAAAUGCUCCCAGCCGUUCUUCUGGAAUAUAAAGCAGAUGUGGGAUACAAAGACAGUAGGGUUGCGUCAGCACCACUGCAGGAAGUGUGGACAGGCUGUGUGUGGAAAAUGCAGCUCUAAGAGAUCCAGCUACCCUAUUAUGGGAUUUGAGUUUCAGGUGCGGGUCUGCGAUUCCUGUUAUGAGACCAUCAAAGAUGAAGAUCGAACACCACUGGCCACUUUGCAUGAAGGAAAGCACAACAUCUAUUACAUGACUAUGGAUGUAUCAAGAGGGCUGAUGGUGACCUGUGGGACUGACCGCCUAGUGAAGAUCUGGGACAUGACUCCAUCAGUGGGCUGCAGCUUGGCCACCGGCUUCUCCCCUCGUUGACACAAAGACUUUCGGUCGCUAUAAACAACGCACCUUAUGUACAGAUGUGUACACACAGGCUAACACCCCUCAGGUCACUGUCUAUUUGCGCUCCUUGUAUUCCAGCUCCUUUAAAACGAAAGCUUUGUAUCAGCCAGUGGGGAAAACGCUUCCAGCCCAAGGUUUGAUUUACAGGGAGUCAUCUGCAAGUGAUCUUUGUCUGUGCUAGAUGCAUUGCAGGGUUAACUAUAAAUAUUAGCGGAAACGAGUAUAUUUAAUAACUAGACUAAAAUGUAGUUUCCCCUUUAAACCCAUCCUUUUUCCUGAAUUUCUGGACACAAUUAAGAUGAAUACCUUUCUGCGUGCAGUUUAACUGCUCUUGUUUACAAAGCACUACAGGGUAUUGGGUGUCUCAGGAGCACCAGGUCAAUGGAAGCCUCUUGGUUUAGAAUCACGUGAAACUCAACAAUA
Molecule: messenger RNA, 1739 nt
Organism: Xenopus laevis (African clawed frog)
Lineage: Eukaryota; Metazoa; Chordata; Amphibia; Anura; Pipidae
Gene: wdfy1.S
Product: WD repeat and FYVE domain-containing protein 1-like
Exons: 12
Coding region: 60-1289 (409 amino acids)
Biological process (GO): positive regulation of toll-like receptor 4 signaling pathway; positive regulation of toll-like receptor 3 signaling pathway
Cellular component (GO): early endosome
Molecular function (GO): metal ion binding
Source: RefSeq, a predicted model, not a curated record